AUGAGGCACGGCCCGCGUGCUGCUCUGGCCCUGGGGCUACUGCACUUCUGCCUGGCCAACUUUGCUCCCAGCUUCUUCGACAACGGGGUCGGCAGCACCCAUGGAAACAUGGCAUUGUUCAGUCUUCCGGAGGACACCCCUGUAGGCUCUCACGUGUACACAUUGAAUGGGACAGACCCCGAGGGAGACCCCAUCUCCUACCACAUCAGCUUUGACUCCAGCACUAGAAGCAUUUUCUCUGUUGACCCCAGUUGUGGAAACGUCACCCUGGUUGAAGAGCUGGAUCGGGAGAGGGAGGAUGAGAUUGAAGCCAUUAUCAGCAUCUCUGAUGGCCUGAAUCAGGUAGCAGAAAAAGUCCUCAUCUUGGUGACUGACGUCAAUGAUGAGGUGCCCAGGUUCAUCCACGAGCCAUAUGUUGUCCUGGUUCCUGAGGACACACCUCCUGGGAACAGCAUCUUUAAGGUCCGUGCGUUGGACAGGGACACCGGCUCUGGAGGGAGUGUCACCUACUUCUUGCAGAACUCACGUGCCACCAAAUUUUCCAUGGACCGCCACAGUGGUGUGCUUCGCCUGAGGGCAGGGACCACUCUGGACUAUGAAAAGGCCCGGACUCACUUUGUCACAGUGGUUGCCAAGGAUGGCGGAGGGAGACUUCGGGGGGCUAACGUCGUGUUUUCAGCCACUACCACCAUCACAGUCAGGGUGGAAGACGUCCAGGACACCGCCCCUGUCUUCGUGGGCAUGCCGUACUAUGGCUAUGUCUAUGAGGACAGCCUUCCGGGCUCAGAGGUGCUGACCGUGAUGGCCAUGGAUGGAGAUGGGGGCAAACCCAACCACAUUCUCUAUAGCCUUGUAAAUGGGAGCGAUGGAGCCUUUGAAAUUAAUGAGACGUCUGGAGCCAUUUCUGUCACACAGAACCCUGCCCAGCUCCGGAGAGAGGUGUAUGAGCUGCAUAUACAGGUGACUGAGGUCAGCUCUGCAGGCCUCCCAGCUGCCCAUUCCAUGGCCCCAGUCACCAUCAGGAUCGUGGACCUCAACAACCACCCCCCAACAUUCUACGGAGAGACUGGACCCCAGAACAGGUUUGAGCUGUCCAUGUUUGAGCACCCGCCCCAGGGAGAGAUCUUGCGGGGCCUCAAGAUCACUGUUAAUGACUCUGACCAGGGAGCCAAUGCCAAAUUUAAUUUGCGAUUGGUGGGACCUGGGGGCAUCUUCCGAGUGGUACCCCAGACAGUGCUGAAUGAAGCCCAAGUCACCAUCAUCGUGGAGAAUUCAGCCGCUAUUGACUUUGAAAAAUCCACAGUGCUAACCUUCAAGCUCCUGGCCAUCGAAGUAAACACCCCUGAGAAGUUCAGCUCCACUGCAGAUGUGGUGAUCCAGCUCCGAGAUACCAACGACAAUGUCCCCACAUUCACCUCUCACUACUACAUUGCCAGGAUCCCCGAGAAUGCUCCAGGGAACUCGAACGUGGUGGCUGUUACAGCUGUGGAUCCAGACACAGGCCCCUGGGGCAAAGUCAAAUAUUCCAUCUAUGGAACUGGGUCUGAACUGUUCCUGAUCCAUCCCUCCUCUGGGAUCAUCUACACCCAGCCCUGGGCCAGCCUGGACGCCGAGACCACGGCCAGGUACAACUUCUAUGUGAAGGCCGAGGAUCUGGAGGGUAGAUACAGCCUGGCUGAGGUGUUCAUCGCUUUGCUGGAUGUUAACGAUCAUCAUCCCCAGUUCACACAGAACAUCCAGGAGAAGACCAUGGUGCUGGGGACCCCGUUGAAAAUUGAGGCCACAGACCACGAUGCUGAGGAGCCCAACAAUUUGGUGGACUAUUCCAUCACGCACGCAGAACCAGCCAACGUGUUUGAUAUCGAUGCGCACACGGGCGAGAUCCGACUGAAGAACUUCAUCCGCUCCCUGGAUGUCCUGCACAACAUCACAGCUAGUGGCGAUGGCACGUGGUCUCUGGAAGUCCAGGCCAAGGACCGCGGCUCUCCCUCCUUCAGCACCACAGCCUUGCUCAGGAUUGACAUCAUAGACACUGAGACGCUGUCCCGGGGCCCCAUGGCGGCCUUCCUGAUGCAGACCAAAGACAACCCCAUGAAGGCUGUGGGCGUGCUGGCUGGUGUCAUGGCCACCGUCGUGACCAUAACUGUGCUCGUCUCCACCGCCACCUUUUGGCGCAACAGAAAGUCCAACAAGGUCCUGCCCGUGCGGCGUGUGCUCCGCCAGCGGCCCAGCCCUGCACCCCGCACUGUUCGCAUCGAAUGGCUCAAGUUCAGGAGAGCGAAAGCUGCAGCCAAGUUUAUACUCAAAGAGGAUGCUCCCAAUGAGAACUGUAACAAUAGGCUGGGAGGCUCACUGCUCCCCAAAGCUCCAGUCCCCCCACCUCUACCCAGAAUAGUGCCCACCAUGGGCACUGCCUCCUCGACUGUGCCUACGGUUUCUGGUUCAUUGGCCCCCCAGAAGACCCAAUGGUCGGCAAAGCCAAAGGCCUUGGGAAGCCCCAUCCAUUCAUCUUUGGUUUCAGAGCUCAAGCAAAAGUUUGAAAAAAAGAGUAUAGAGAAGAAGGCUUACUUCUAG
Messenger RNA from Chrysochloris asiatica (Cape golden mole), 2574 nucleotides. RefSeq names its product cadherin-related family member 1 (gene CDHR1). Gene Ontology annotation, biological process: calcium-dependent cell-cell adhesion; adherens junction organization; multicellular organism development. Gene Ontology annotation, cellular component: adherens junction; catenin complex; plasma membrane. The coding region runs from base 1 to 2574 and encodes 857 amino acids. Gene Ontology annotation, molecular function: calcium ion binding; cadherin binding. The transcript has 17 exons. The record is from RefSeq and is a predicted model, not a curated record. Lineage: Eukaryota; Metazoa; Chordata; Mammalia; Afrosoricida; Chrysochloridae.